AGUCCGACCUGCUCAAGUUGGGUUGCCUCGGUUACUCCUGCACGAAGCUACCAAAGGCGGCUCUUUCUCUAAUAGAAUCCCGAAAUCUUCUUCGCGUCGCCGGAGAACAGCUAAUAAGUGUGAACCUUAGGCUUAGAGGCUUGAAUAAGAGAAAUCAUCGGAAUAGUAGAAUCAUCAUGUGGGUCGAAAUUCUCUGUGGGCUGGUAGUAUACAAUAUUUUCCGGCGAUUCUUUUUUGGCGAUGCUGAAGUCCCCGACGUCGACGCCGGAAGCUCCGAUCUCUUUUUUGCGGUCGCCGACAGGUUGGAGAAAAUUUAUGGCGGUAAAGCUUAUGUCGGGCUCAGGAUUCCCGAUCCUGAUACCAGUUCUCGGCAGCACAUAGACGUUGUUCUGGUUAACAAGAGGGAAGUGAUGGUGGUGGCGGUUAGAAACUUUUCUGGGUUUGUGGUCGUCGGAGAUGGUGGAAAUUGGGUUUGCACUAAAGACAAGAAGCAUAAGCCUGAGACUUUUCCCGAUCCGGUUUUGGAAACUGCAAGACAAGUUGAAAUUCUUCAGUCGUAUUUGGAGUUGCGGGGAGUAUCUUUACCUAAAGGGAGUUUGAUUGGCAAAGUUAUUCUCCCAAAUCCAAACUGCAGGCCAGCUUAUUCUAUUACUUUUCAGCCCGAGGUUGUUUCUUUUGACAAGUGGGUGGGGUUGAAAUCAGAAGAAAAACUUGGGAUUUCUUCUUGGAUCAAAGAUGUUUUCCGUGGGAGCAAAGGUAAAGGACAGGACGACUGGUACCAAAAGCUUCACUUUGUUCUUAACACAGCUCCUAUGUGGGACAGGAUAGAGUUUAAUGGUAAUAGAAAUCUUCUGGGCGAGUUCAUUGAAUUCAAGGGAAACUCAGAAGAUAUGCAAGCUUUGAGAAAUGUUAACAGAUCAAAAGUUGCUCAGUUCAUCAUUCAAAAGCCAAGCUUGUUUGGCUUAGGUAGAUCAAGACUCAAUAUUCUGUUUUCUCCUCGAGAUGUUCGAGGCAAUGCACCUUCAGCUCUUGAAUGGAACGAAAUUGCUGUGAAGCCCAGCACAGAAUUUCUGUUUCAGCCGCUUAAUUCCAAUAAACCUUCUAAGUUCAAGCUAUCAAACGUAGCCUCGGUUUCCCUCAGUGCAUAAUUUGGAUCUCCAUAGUGCUCGGUGUGCACUCUUUAUGGAGUUCUGAAAGCUUUUGUAGAAUCUUGAAUGAGAAAUUCUGCACAGUUGCUCUAUUUAUAUUUUGUAAAUAUAGAAUAAUUAAAUCCUGAGAUUGCAACGCAGUACAAUUGAUGAUGAACUUGCAUUGGAUGUUCUAAAUCAAGAAUUAAUUUCAUGAAAAUGAGUGUAAUUUUGAAAUACAGAAUUCUGAACAUUUAAAGUAUAGCGGAUGGUCAGAA
Dendrobium catenatum is the source of this 1405-nucleotide messenger RNA. RefSeq lists its product as uncharacterized. The transcript is spliced from 7 exons. Lineage: Eukaryota; Viridiplantae; Streptophyta; Magnoliopsida; Asparagales; Orchidaceae. The record is from RefSeq and is a predicted model, not a curated record. Bases 177 to 1148 code for a protein of 323 amino acids.